Molecule: messenger RNA, 570 nt
Organism: Ichthyophthirius multifiliis
Lineage: Eukaryota; Ciliophora; Oligohymenophorea; Hymenostomatida
Exons: 3
Biological process (GO): cellular response to oxidative stress; response to reactive oxygen species; hydrogen peroxide catabolic process
Molecular function (GO): heme binding; peroxidase activity
Source: RefSeq, a predicted model, not a curated record
AUGUAAUACUUAAAUAAUAAUAAUAAAAAAAUAUCUAUAUAAAGGUAUAAUACAUCAAGCACAUAUUCAAAAGAAGAUCGAACUGGAGGAUCAAAUGGUUCAACAAUGCGUUUUGAGAAAGAAAAUAAAGAUCCAUAAAACUAAGGUUUAGAAUAUGCAAGAAAUUUCCUUGAGACAAUAAAAAAUAGAUAUCCAGGCAUCUCUUAUUCUGAUUUAUGGAUUUUAGCUUCUUAUGUGGCAAUAGAGGAAGCUAGAGGACCCAAAAUUGAAUUCGUUCCAGGCAGAAAAGACGCUUAUUGGUAAAAUAAAUGUCCUCCUAAUGGAAGAUUGCCAGAUUUAAACAAAGACAGUAAACAUUUAAGGGAAGUAUUUUAUAGAAUGGGUUUUUCAGAUAAAGAAAUUGUGGCUUUAAUAGCAGGAGGACAUCAGUUUCCUAUAGAUUUAGAAUUAAAAAAGGAUCCAGAAUUAAGAAAAUAUUCAAUUUUGUAUAAGGAAGAUUAAUUAUAAUUUUAAAAUGAUUUUGCACAAGCAUUUAAAAAAUUAACAGAAUUAGGAUUUAAAGUAUUUUGA